Durusdinium trenchii is the source of this 750-nucleotide messenger RNA. NCBI's taxonomy places the organism in Eukaryota, Dinophyceae, Suessiales, Symbiodiniaceae. The record is from the annotation of a GenBank genome assembly.
AUGGCCACUGGAUCCACAGCAGACAACGAGCGAGAUUUUGCUCACAACACUCGUCAUUACCUCCGGAGUUCUCGAGGACUAACCUGUGAUGUUUGGCGUGCAGCAGAGAGAAGGCUAUCUGAAUCAUGCAGUGGAAAGUCGCAAGAGUAUCUGCACCAGCUUGCAGUCGAAGCGCAAAGAAUUUGGCUGGAGGGUUUCAACGGGCCUCGGCAAUCUGGCCCUGAGAAGCGGAUGAACUUUGUCAGCUUGCAGAAGAAGAAGGCUGUGAACAAGAAGUCUUUGAACUCUUGGCUGAAACGAAGACGCAAGGCAGUCAAUGCCGCAGUUCGAGCUUCAUCUUCAAGUUGCUUGGUGACAGGUGAUGAGGCUGACUUGAAAAGGAAAGCCAAAAGGCGUGCUGGUGAUGCAUGGUCAGAUGGCCAUGAUCGGAAGGAAGGUCAUUUGCAAAGCCUGAUCAAAAAGAGAAGAUUUGAAGCGCAAAAGUCAGAUCAGCUCCUUGAAGACGAGAAGAUGGGUGAAGCAGCCUUUACUGCUUUGAACAAAAAGCAGUCAAAUGAUGAUUGGAAAGCUUUCAGGAAGCAUCAGCGUGUGACAGCAAGUUUCGAGAAGAAAUUGAAAUCCCUGGAGAAUUUGCUCAAUGGCCGUGCGGUUUGCCUUCGACGUUUACCUUCCCUUGAUGAGGAGGCGAGCGAGAUGCCCGUGACUACAACUUCUGACUUCAAGGUGGCCGACACCUAUGUGGUCCAGGAU